GUCAACUUGAAUUAAGAGUCUUCGCUGGAAGAUUCAGACAGCUAAUUGAUGGCAAACAUGAAGCUUAGUAUACUAAUUUAAAACAAUAAAACAAAAGAAUUAGGAAUUCUUUUUGGGAGAAAAAUGGAAGAGCAGAAGAAGACGACGGAGAGGAGAGUGGUGGUGGUCGGCGGAGGAAUCGCCGGUUCCUUAAUCGCCAAGUCCCUUCAAUUCGACGCUAAUGUUACCCUCGUUGACCCGAAGGAGUACUUUGAAAUAACAUGGGCGAACUUGCGAGCAUUGGUAGAGCCAUCAUUUGGGGAGAGAUCAGUGAUAAAUCAUAGAGACUACUUCACUAAUGGCCGCAUCGUUACUUCGUAUGCAUCAGACAUUACUGACACGGAUGUAUUGACUGCGGAUGGUGAAGUAAUUCCCUAUGACUAUCUUGUUGUUGCAACUGGCCAUGCUGAUCCUCUCCCCAAAACGAGGACCGAAAGACUCGCCGAGUUUCAAGAAGGAUAUGAUAAGAUUAAGUCUGCUAAUUCCAUUUUGAUCGUUGGAGGAGGUCCUACUGGUGUUGAACUUGCGGGAGAAAUUGCUGUUGAUUUCCCAGAAAAGAAGGUUACUCUCGUGCAUAACGGAUCAAGAUUGAUGGAAUUUGUGGGACCAAAAGCUGCUGCUAAGACGCUAAAAUGGCUGAAGUCGAAGCACGUAGAAGUGAUACUGGAGCAAAGGGUAGAUUUAGAUUCUGCAGAGUCUGAUGGGAAUGGUAGCAAGACGUAUCGUACUUCAGCAGGAGAGACCAUCCAAGCAGAUUGUCAUUUCCUGUGCACAGGUAAACCAUUGGCUUCGGAAUGGCUUAAAAAUACUGUUUUGAAGACCAACUUGGAUGCUAAAGGCAGCUUGGAGGUCGAUGAGAACUUAAGAGUCAGGGGUCGAAAGAACAUAUUUGCAAUUGGAGACAUCACAAACAUUCCAGAAAUGAAACAAGGAUACUUGGCACAGGCUCAUGCUGAGGUGGCUGCGAAAAACUUGAAGAUAUUGAUGGUGGGAGGAAGAGAAUGUAAACUGGCUACAUACAAACCUGGUUUGGCUAUAGCACUUGUUUCACUAGGAAGAAGAGAUGGUGUUGCACAAUUUCCAUUGGUCACCAUAAGUGGGAUUAUUCCUGGCAUGAUAAAGUCUAAAGAUUUGUUUGUUGGCAAAACCAGGAAGGCAAGGGGACUUUAAUUCUUUGUUUUCCCUAACAUAUUUGUUUAUUACUAUUAUGUAAAUGUUGAUUGUAUAUGAUAUGAAACUAUGAAACUGAUUGAAUACGAUAUGCAAAUAUUCAGACAGAAACAAUUUAUUGAAAUUCAACUAUCUUGGGUA
Messenger RNA from Mercurialis annua (annual mercury), 1350 nucleotides. RefSeq lists its product as uncharacterized. The record is from RefSeq and is a predicted model, not a curated record. Gene Ontology annotation, cellular component: cytoplasm. Gene Ontology annotation, molecular function: electron-transferring-flavoprotein dehydrogenase activity; flavin adenine dinucleotide binding. NCBI's taxonomy places the organism in Eukaryota, Viridiplantae, Streptophyta, Magnoliopsida, Malpighiales, Euphorbiaceae. The transcript has 4 exons. Bases 124 to 1209 code for a protein of 361 amino acids.